Silurus meridionalis is the source of this 7796-nucleotide messenger RNA. It is a transcript of the gene pcdh17, whose product is annotated as protocadherin 17. Gene Ontology annotation, molecular function: calcium ion binding. Bases 927 to 4316 code for a protein of 1129 amino acids. Gene Ontology annotation, cellular component: plasma membrane. The record is from RefSeq and is a predicted model, not a curated record. Gene Ontology annotation, biological process: homophilic cell-cell adhesion. NCBI's taxonomy places the organism in Eukaryota, Metazoa, Chordata, Actinopteri, Siluriformes, Siluridae. The transcript is spliced from 5 exons.
GAGAGGAUGAAACCGGUGAAGGCAUCAGACGCGCACUGCUCCUAACACCUCUGUUGACACCACCACCACUGGGAUCUGUUCAACUUUUUAUAUUUAGACCUUUAUAAAAAAAAUAAAAACAAAAAAGUGUGCGCGCUUCCUUUUCUAUUCUUGCGUGGAUCGUCUUGGCGCAAGGACGCACGGGGUUUGACGGCGGCGGCGAUGCGAUGCGCCGCGUCACGCGCUUCACUCCAGCGCAGACGCCCUUUGUGGAUCUAUAUCGCGCGUCCAGGGCAACCAAGCUCUCCUAAAGGUUCCUCAAUAGGUUCCUCGGAAGCCCGGUGACUCAGUGCAUGCCGCAGGCGCGAGCAGAGGGGACGCGCUGCAUUCUAAUAGGAGGAGAGACGCGGGAGACGACUCGCCUUGGUCCUAUUACACACGCGCGCACACACACAUACACGCGCACACACUCACUGCUGGUGCACUUUGGAUCCACGUCCACGCACCGUAGCGCGCGCUGGACCUCUCCGUUUGGCUUUUUUUCCCCUUUUCUUUUCACAAGAGUGCGCAUAAAAGGAUGUAACCCGGGUAUUGGUGAUAUAUUUUUUAUUUAUUGAUUUUUUUGUAUUUUUUUUUUGCAAACUGGAUAGCAGCCCGCGUGCUGGGAGCAAAGAAUCACCGAAAGGCUGCUCGCUCGUGGAAGCCGGAUGGUGGUGAUCCAGGGCACGCAGGCUUUCAGCAGAAUAUCAAUUAGAUGUUGAGCCGCAACGCUGCUGCUCGUGGAAACGUCGGAGACACUGUUUGACGGAGGAGGGAACAAAAGGAAAAAAAAAAAAAGGAGAGAUGUCUUCGCAUUCAGCACGAACAUACUCGUAAACUGAAAGGUGUGAACUGUGAGCUCGCUGGACGGAUCAACAGGUCGCAAGCGUAAAGCGCAAUCUGGAGCCAUGGCGCUCCCGUUGAGACGGAUGCACCUCACCGUUUUGUCUUUCGUGCUCUUGUGGGCGCGGGCCAUGACGCUGAAAAACUUGAACUUCACCAUUUCCGAGGAGAAGAACCAGGGGGUAAUCGGAAACAUCGCCAAAGACGCAGGGCUCGAGCUCAGAGAGCAGGGCAAGAAAUCCAACUUUAGAGUGCUGGAGAAUUCCGCUCCACACCUCAUCGAUGUGGACCCGGAAAGCGGGCUGCUCUUUAUCAAGCAGAGGAUCGACAGGGAAACACUGUGCAAACGCAACCCUAAGUGCCAGCUCUCUAUGGAAGUCUUCGCCAAUGACAAAGAGAUCUACAUGAUCAAGGUGGACAUACAGGACAUAAAUGACAAUGCACCCAGCUUCCCUUCCGAUCACAUCGACAUCGAUAUUUCGGAGAAUGCCGCCCCUGGCACGCGGUUUCCCCUCGCUGCGGCCUACGACCCCGACACCCGGGAAAACGGCCUUAAAACCUAUCAAAUCACAAGAGACGAUUACAGCAUAUUUUCUCUGGAUGUAAAGUCUAGAGGAGACGGGACUAAAUUUCCAGAACUGGUCGUCCAGAGGUCUUUAGAUAGAGAGGAGCGCAGCCAUCAUACUCUAAUUAUAACUGCCACAGAUGGAGGGGAGUACCCAAAGUCAGGCACAAUGCAAAUCAAUGUGAAAGUAAUUGACUCAAAUGACAACAGCCCCAUUUUCGAGCAGUCUUCGUAUGUCGUGGAAAUUCCUGAGAAUUCCCCACUGGGCACGGUAUUGAUCGAUUUAAACGCCACCGACCCCGAUGAGGGAAGUAACGGACAGGUAACCUACUCUUUGAGUUUUUUUGGCUCGGAUCGAAUCAAAGAACUGUUCUCGAUAGAUCCCAAAACGGGCAUAAUAAAGAUUCAGGGGAAAAUUGACUAUGAGGAAAACCCGAUUAUCGAAAUUGACGUUCAGGCAAAGGACCAAGGGCCGAAUCCCGUUCCAGGCCAUUGUAAAGUCACUGUUAAAGUGCUUGACAGGAAUGACAAUUGGCCGUCAAUAGGCUUUGUGGCGGUUCGGCAGGGGGCCGUUAGUGAAGCAGCGCCCCCAGGGACUGUCAUUGCUUUGGUGAGAGUGACAGACAAGGACUCUGGUCGAAAUGGGCAGCUGCAGUGUCGGAUUUUAGGCAACGUACCCUUUAGACUUGAGGAGAACUCGGACAAUUUUUAUACAGUGGUCACGGACAGACCGCUGGAUCGAGAGGUCAAGGAUGAAUAUAACAUUACAAUUAUGGCCAAAGACAGCGGAAACCCUCCACUGAACGCCACAAAGUCUUUCACUGUCAAAAUUCUGGAUGAGAACGACAACGCCCCACGGUUCACAAAGAUGGUCUACCUCCUUCAGGUGCCUGAGAACAACAUACCAGGAGAAUAUCUUGGCUCAGUUCUGGCUCACGACCCAGACCUAGGCCAAAACGGGACAGUUUCUUAUUCCCUCCUUCCAUCCAAUGUAAGCGAGGAAUCCAUUACCACCUAUGUGAACAUUAAACCAACUGAUGGAGCCAUAUAUGCUUUAAGGAGUUUCAAUUAUGAGCAGACAAAGUAUUUUGAUUUCAAGGUACAGGCUAAGGACUCGGGCAGUCCCCAUCUGGAAAGUAACACGACCGUACGUGUGAGUGUACUAGAUGUCAACGAUAACAUCCCGGUCAUUGUGCUGCCUCUGUUGCAAAAUGAUACAGCAGAAAUCCACGUCCCACGCAAUGUCGGUGUGGGUCAUGUCAUCACGACGGUCCGGGCUGUGGACAAUGACUUUGGCGAGAGCGGCCGGCUCACAUACGAGAUCACGGAUGGCAAUGAGGAGCACUUGUUUGAGAUCGAUUCUGUGACAGGAGAGGUGCGAACGGCUCAGCCUCUGUGGGAGGAGGUGUCUUCUGUCGUGGAGCUCAUCAUCAAGGUGACAGACCAUGGAAAGCCCACAUUGUCGGCCAUGGCCAAGCUGGUGGUGAAGGCUUACUCGGGGCCCCUGCCAGAGGGCGAGCCACGGAUCAACGCCGAGCAGCACGGCUGGGACGUGUCGCUCCCUUUGAUAGUCACGCUCAGCGUCAUUUCCGUCAUGCUGCUGGCAGCCAUGAUCGCGGUCGCCGUAAAGUGCAAGCGGGAGAACAAGGAGAUCCGCACCUACAACUGCCGCAUCGCCGAGUACUCGCACCCGCAGCUGGGCAAAAGCAAAAAGAAGAAGAUCAACAAGAAUGACAUCAUGCUGGUGCAGAGCGAGGUGGAGGAACGUGACACUAUGAACGUCAUGAACGUUGUGAGUAGCCCCUCGCUGGCCACCUCACCGAUGUACUUUGAUUACCAGACGCGCCUCCCCCUAAGCUCUCCCAGGUCCGAGGUCAUGUACCUCAAACCGACAGCCAACAACCUCAGUGUUCCCCAAGGUCACGUGGGGUGCCAUACAAGUUUCACGGGACCUGUGACCAGCACCACAGAGACGCCGGUUAACAGGAUGUCGAUAAUUCAGACCGACAACUUCCCCACCGAGCCCAAUUACAUGGGGAGCAGGCAGCAGUUUGUUCAAAGCAGUUCGACGUUUAAGGACCCUGAGCGAGUGAGUCUGAGGGACAGCGGACACGGGGACAGCGACCAGGCCGACAGCGACCAGGACACCAAUAAGGGCUCGUGCUGUGACAUGUCUGCCAAAGAGGCGCUGAAGAUGAAGGCGACUGGGCUCAAACCUCAACCUCUAGAGCAGGAAGAAGACUGCGUGAACUGCACUGAUGAGUGCCGGGUCCUGGGUCACUCAGACCGCUGCUGGAUGCCCCAGUUUCCAGCCCCGGGAAUGGCACAAGCUGAAGGUCUGGACUACCGCACAAACCUGUUCGUUCCUGCAGGAAUGGAGGCGGUGGCCACCGAGCCAGAGAGCUACGAGGCGACAGGAAACCCCAGCGGCAAGAAGACCUUCUGCACUUUUGGCAAGGAGCGACGGGAGCAUGCAGUCCUUGUGGCCAAUGUCAAGCCCUACCUCAAGGGCAAGCGUGCUCUCAGUCCAUUGCUUCAGGAAGUGCCCUCAGCCUCGUGCAGCCCAACCAAGGGAACCAAAGGCGUUGCAGACGGAGCGGAGGUCAAUCCCAGCACCAGCCACUACGAAGGGCCGAACGGACUGUACACAUCUCCUGGGAAGCCGAGUAGAGAUCAGGGUUACUGUGCGCUUGUCGCAUCAGAUCCUGUAGCCAAAGUGCUCUUGGAGGCACGUUCACGCAUCAGCCAGGAAACGACUCAUGAGCCGGACGGGGCGCUGGAGCACGGAGAGGCGAGCCGAGGAGGCAUGGACGCCGAGCAGGUGGUCAGAGACAUCGAUAAACUUCUGCAGGACUGCCGAGGAAACGAGGCCGUAGCGAUGAGAAAGUGAACAGACUCAGACAGUGAUGGGGAAAAAAUCUUACAAUAAACGAAGACAGAGAAAAAGGCGAGAGCCUGCGAGCUUAGAAAACACUCUCAAAGAGUGAGGUGCUCAUGAGGUUUGGACAAAGGAAUCAGGACAGUGAAGAACUUUUGAUGAACUGUUUAAAAACAACAAAAAAAUUAAAAAUAACGCCAGGUUUUCUGGAUGCCAUGUUGUCUUUUGGGGAAGGGGAAGGGUUUCUUAUGGAGUUUCAGGCUUCUUAAGCAAGCUUUUUCUUCAAGUGCCCACCAGCUCUGAAAUAACUUUCCGACUCGGAGACGCCACAAACCGCAAGAAAAUGGUCGAUCCGAAGACAAUCGCAAACAAACUUUCGAACACUCCAAAAUGCGGUUGGAUCUCGCCAAGACCGAACCACGCUUUUACUGUUUUUUUUUUUCUUUUGUUCAGACUUUGUAAUAACAUUGUACGGAAAACAUUGAAUAAUCUCCGACUAUCUCGGGAUCUACCGGGGAUGGGGAUGGGAAUGGGGAGGUAGUGGCAACCCGGGGGUGCUUACUUACGAAAUGUUCCCAUUUCUUCAUUCUGCCAUUUCUAGCCAUACGUGUAAGCCGUGUUUCCUCCUCCCAUAUAUACGUGUAUAUGGAACAUUCCAGAUUGGUGAAGCUGUUACUCUUUUUCCCCCUUCUUCAUUGGUCCUUUGUGUGAACACUUGUCUUUCGAACCUCGUCUCCUACUCGUCACUCCUUUUACAGUGACCUUCCACUCGUCCUACAUUCAAUUAAGGCAAUCAUAAUUCUGUAUAUUAGGGACAUAUUUCCUUCGACUGUGAAAAAUAUAUCUAUAAAUAUAUAGAUAAUAUAUAUAAUAUAUACAUAUAUGAACUUAUGUAUAGUGUCCAGAUAUUAAAAUAUUUAUACCUUUUUUUUUUUUUUUUAAAGAAAAAAAAAGCGUACUCAAGCCGAAGAUGCAGUCGUUAAUGAUAUUUAUUACGCUGCAAAAGGACGCCGGUUCCAAGAAAAUUCCAAGGAAAAAAAAAGGAAAAAAAAAGGAAAUGUCCCUUCACGUGUCACUUAUUCACGAUAUUCAUUUAAUGUGCAAAAUGUAUCCGAUUUAAUGUGUUUACACCGAAAUGACAUUUUUAUUGAUUUUUUCUCUCUCUCUCUCUCUCUCUUUCCUCCUGCAAUCUCUGUGCAUAUGAGCCAAAUUGUUACGUGUACAAGAGCUAUAUUGUGUAUUUUAUUAAAUUAAUAUAUAGUUGUGUUGCAGUAUACAUGGGCUUAUAUUGUAUUUGGCAAACUGUUGCCUUAGUAGCCGUCAAACUCUGUGAGUUUCCUUUGCUGUCCGUAUUUUUCGUUUUUAUUUCUCCCUGUUUUGCCGUUUGUAUGUUUUUUACCUACUUGUUGUCCUUUCUCUGUCUGUGUUCUCACCAAGCGAUCCGGCUACCGUACAGCUACGCUAGCGGGGCUUUUUUAAAUAUAUAAUAUAUACACAUUAUAUAUACAUAUAUAAACACAUGUACACACACACACACACACACACACACACGUUUAUUCGCUUUAACACAGCUUAUUCAGCCAGCACAUUUCUAUAAAAAAUUAUUAUUAUAUUUUUUUUUUUGCAAUGCUGAGAUAAACUUACAGGGCAGCUAUUUUUUAAAUUGUGACAAUUUCUGGUCAUUUGGAUGUUUUUCCUUUUUUUUUUCUUUUUCAAAUCAAAUCCUGCCAUUCAUAACGCGACGUUGAAUCCUCGCCUAUCCGUCCUGUGAUACUGCCUUACACACCGAGAAAAGCUCACACUGAUAGGCCUAUUGUAAUGCUCUACAGAAACCACGUGGGUUCUUGAGGACGUUUGCAUCCAAGGCCUUCGAAGCCAUCUGCGCGUUCGCGUCACGUACCAGAACGCGCCGCCAUCACAAUCCAAUCACGAGAUCUCCACCAUCCGAAACUACAGAAACGACAGGAAAUCUGUCGUAAGCUCCGUUGUACCAAGGAGAGGCUUUUCCGCAUUAACAUCAGUCUGAGCGACUAGCCUAGCCUAGCUUUUCUUUUUUUGGAAAGAAUUAGUUUUUUUUGUUGAUUCAGCAAAACACCGACUAAACUGCUUUAAAAUUUGUUUUUCCCUUGAAAAAAAAAAAAGCCUGUAAAAGAAGGUAGCUGAUCAAAUACGGCAUGGGCGUGAACAGGAAACGAAGCGCUUAUGAGUUUCCUGUCGGUUCCAACCCUCAGGACCUUGACAAACAAAUGACUGAAUGUUUAGGACACCUGAUGACAUUUGACUUAUACAUUAGUGAUGUAAAUUAUUUAUUUAAAAAAAAAAAAGAAAAGAAAAAGGAGAAAACAAAGCUUUUUUUUGAAUAGUUCAUAUUUACAUCACUGAUCGACUUCACGUAUUUAUUGCUUUAUAUGUAUUUAUUUCUUUAGCCACAUUAUUUUUUUCUUUUUUUCACCCAGGUGCACCUUUCACAUCAGGGAAGGGAAAAAAAAAACAUUUUUUUCUAAAUGAUCUUUUCUUUAUUCUAUUUUUUUACCUCUUUGAUCCACGACAACGAGCGAUAUUUUUCCGACUCCCCCCCCACAGACAUAACCUCUGACGGAAAUGAUGAAAGGCAGGAAGCGAUCCGAGUUCCGAGCGGCAUCCGACUCCUCAUUGUCGGUAUGGUGCUUGCGCGACGCCGCUGCACUCCUUUUCAAUUCGAACAAAAAAACGUUCAAGAGCAGAGGAUGAUCUUAUGCGCACUUUAACCCGAAGCCAGACGGAAAUAACUUUGUUUGCCUCCGUUUGUUUGGGUUGUUUUUUUUUUCCUUUUCUGCCGUCGCACUCGACUCGCUCGGGAAGUUUGCUCCUUUUUAAUUUUUUUUUCCCAUGUGUUGUGCAGUUGUGGAUGCAGUUUUCUGACUUAGUGUGUGUCUGUGUGUCUGCCUGACGACCUGGACCUUCUUCCAUUCCCAAUCCAAACCUUGAAGACCGUCCCAAGGUGUCUCACGUUUCCAAAAAAAACUCCUGCUCAGGUCUCCCACUGAGGUGGAACGGCAUGGUUUAUUACCAAGGCCUUUUGCGAGCUAUUUGCUGUCUAAUGGAGAAGAAGUUUGCUGAGGUCAACACAUAGUUGGAGAUCCAGCAUAAUGCAGUUGCGCCCUCAUUAUUGUCUAAUUACACAAGCUCGGCAUGGAGAGGGAUUGAUCGCUGCAUUAGUCAGACCGGGGGUAUUUUUGGCCGUCGAAGUCUUGGGCUUCGAUGAGUAGUUGAAUGAAACCCAUUUAAAAAAAAAAAAAAAAAUAAUAAUUUUGCUGUUUCAACCAAUUCUAAACACACAAACGCACACACACAGUCACACACCAGGGAUCCGGCAGACGCCUGGCGAAAGAAACGAGGCAUACAUUGUAUGGAUAAGCUUAACUGCUAUUGUCUAAGGCUGUGUUCUAUGUGAUCUAUCUGAAGAAGAAAAAAAAAAAAAAAAAAAAAAAAAGAAUAAAAAGCAAAUUAAUA